Messenger RNA from Symbiodinium necroappetens, 495 nucleotides. NCBI's taxonomy places the organism in Eukaryota, Dinophyceae, Suessiales, Symbiodiniaceae. The record is from the annotation of a GenBank genome assembly.
AUGGCGGCCCGCGCCAAACUUGCCCAGCGCUUCGACGCCGUGCGCACCGGCGGCAAGGGCACUGCGCGGCGCCGAAAGUUGGCAAAACAUCAGACGAACACGGCGGAUGAGAAGCAGCUGCAGGCGCACCUCAAGCGACUGGGGCUCAACAGCAUCCCAGGCAUCGAGGAGGUGAACAUGUUCACGGAAGACGGGGGGGUUCUCCAUUUCAACACCCCGAAGGUCCAGGCCGCCGUGGGCGCCAACACGUAUGUCAUCACCGGCCAGCCGGAAAACAAGCGACUGGAGGAGCUCCUUCCGGGGAUUAUCCAUCAGCUGGGUGCGGACAACUUGACCAACCUCCGACGAAUUGCGGAAGGCUCCUCCAGAGAUUUGGGUUGCAGCGUUGUCAUUCUUAACGAGGUUGAGUUUGAGGUUGGGCUGUGGGUUAGCCCUGCAAUUCUCUCCGGUGUGCGGAGCCGAAUUCCACAUUCAUUCAUCUUCUGGAGCUUGUGA